UAAAUCGAUCCAGUAUACACCGAUCCAUCGCUUGUUUGUGUUGUGUGUAGUGUAAUUUUUAUUCACUUAAAAAACCACCUUUCGAAAAUGCAGUCCGACGAGCCCAAAAAAAAAACGUCGCGCGAAAAAACGUUCGUCCUUAGAAAUUCCCUACUCACAGACAUCUUCGACGACCAACACACUGGCAACAUCUACAAUGUCUACGUUAUCGUUUUCAUGCUUAUGUGCUUUCAAAACGCGCUGACGCACUACUUAAGGGACGGGAGGGUGGAUUUCGGACUAGAAACGAUCGGAAAAGGAUUCGCUAAAUUCGAUAAAGCCAUACUGAUUUGGCUGUGUUGUUUCUUGUCGACGUGUGCGACGUUUUUCUUUUUCCAAAUUUGGGGGAAAUUUAGAACCUGGGAUAAAAAAUUGACCAGAACAUGGGACUGGUUUUGGGCAGCCGCUUUAGGCCUCUACUACUUUUACACGAUAAAAUUCACAAGUACCGCAACGCUAUACUUCGAAUUUAAUCCACCGUGUGCAGUCUUCGUAUCCAUAGAAUCUGUCCGGCUUUUAAUGAAAGUGCACUCUUUCGUGCGCAUCAAAGCUCCCCCACUAAUGUCGCUUUCAGAAGAUGCAAAAUUUUCCAAUUUCCUGUACUUCCUCUUCGCUCCUACUCUCAUCUACCGAGACAGCUACCCACGAACGAAACACAUCGACUGGAACUUCGUCAUUUGUCGCCUUCUCGAAGCCAUAAGCAUAGUAUUCAUAUUCACCUUUAUUGUACAGAGCAUUUAUCCAAGUCCAGAAAGAUGGCUACAGAAGUAUACUAUAAAGGAGGCAUUGCUAGACGUAAUUGAACGUAUUCCGCACGGAAGUUUGGUGCUGUGUGGAAGUUUCUUCCUGGUUUUUCACUCCGUCCAAAACCUAUUCGCUGAAGUCACUCGCUUCGGGGACAGAUUAUUCUACCAAGACUGGUGGAACCAAUCCACACACAGCAGGUGGUUGGCAACGUGGAACCUACUGGUGCGAGAUUGGCUCUACUACUACGUAUACCGCGAUUUCAAGCACUGUUUUUUCCAGAACAAUUUUCUGGCGAUUUUUGUGGUUCUUUUACUGUCGUUUGUCAUGCACGAGUACGUGAUGUUCUGUUUCCUGGGUAAAUUUUUUCCUGUUUUAUUCUUUGUGGGUGUAGCUGUCAUCUUCCCGACGUUUUAUCUCAACUUUCCCAAAAAUAUGUUCUUUAACGUGUUGCUGUGGAGUUCUGGGUGUGUGAUGGUGUCUGCGAUUCUAGUUACGUAUGCUGCCGAACACUAUGCUGUGAUGAAAGCUCCUCUGAAGGAUCCAACACUCUUUGAAUUAAUCGUGCCAAGAGCUUAUACGUGCGAUUGUGUUCUUAUAUUUUAAGAGGAAUAAUGUAAUGAUGUAAACUGAUAGUCCAUUUUGCAAAAUCUUUAUGUUCGGGUACUAAUAAACAUGUUUUUUAACAA
Zophobas morio is the source of this 1472-nucleotide messenger RNA. RefSeq names its product sterol O-acyltransferase 1-like. The record is from RefSeq and is a predicted model, not a curated record. Bases 88 to 1389 code for a protein of 433 amino acids. Gene Ontology annotation, cellular component: endoplasmic reticulum membrane. The transcript is spliced from 5 exons. Gene Ontology annotation, biological process: cholesterol metabolic process. NCBI's taxonomy places the organism in Eukaryota, Metazoa, Arthropoda, Insecta, Coleoptera, Tenebrionidae.